Molecule: messenger RNA, 3870 nt
Organism: Xyrauchen texanus (razorback sucker)
Lineage: Eukaryota; Metazoa; Chordata; Actinopteri; Cypriniformes; Catostomidae
Product: RING1 and YY1-binding protein B-like
Exons: 5
Coding region: 158-919 (253 amino acids)
Biological process (GO): positive regulation of DNA-templated transcription
Cellular component (GO): nucleus
Molecular function (GO): transcription coregulator activity; DNA binding
Source: RefSeq, a predicted model, not a curated record
GCUAGUCAGUCAGUCGGGGGAAUGCGAGUCUGCCUGCAAGCGGUUCUCUCUGUGUGGAUUCACCGUACACACGCAUACACGCGCACACGGACCUUCGCACACAAUUAUUGUUAAUUACUUAACCCUUCUCGGUCUUUUAAGAGCCUACCUUUCCACAAUGGGCGACAAAAAGAGCCCGACCAGGCCAAAAAGACAAGCCAAACCCACGGCGGAUGACGGCUUUUGGGACUGUAGCGUGUGCACUUUCAAAAACAGUGCAGAAGCGUUCAAAUGCAGCAUCUGUGAUGUACGGAAGGGCACGUCUACCAGGAAGCCCCGGAUAAACUCCCAGCUGGUAGCUCAGCAGGUGGCCCAGCAGUACGCCACCCCUCCUCCCCCAAAGAAGGAGAAGAAGGAAAAGCCAGAGAGGCCUGAGAAGGAUCAGGCUGAGGGGGAGGGUCCUGACAUAAAACCACCUGACAGUGAGCCCACAGACAAGGACAAGAGCGAGAAGGAGCAGCCCGACAAAGAGAAGGACAGAGAGAAAGAGAUAACCCCAGCCAUCACCAAGAAACCCAACUGCAAAAAGAACAGACCCAAGUCAGACAUCCAUCAAAGCCCACUCAGUGAAAGAAAUAGCGUUCAAUCCAGCAAAUCCACAACCAAGAUCAAGAACUCUCGUAUCUACAGGCCUAAACUGAAGAACAUUGACAGGAGCACAGCCCAGCAGCUGGCUAUCACUGUGGGGAACGUCACAGUGAUUAUAACAGACUUUAAGGAGAAGACCCGCACCUCCUCCACCUCCUCGUCUACGGUCACCUCCAGCGCCGGCUCUGAACAGCAGCAUCAGAGCUCCGGUUCCGAGAGCGUGGAUAAGGUCUCAUCCCGUGCUUCAACCCCAAAGGGAGACCUCCCGGUUAGGCACGUUGAGUCAUUCUGAGCACCCCGAACACUGUCUAACCCCAAGGAUGUACUUUUCCUCUGUUCUCCUGCAUUUUACCCUGAGCCGACUCAUCUUCAUUUCUGUUACUGAAAAAUGGAUGGACGUUCCCCUGUACACUCACACACACACACACUCAGAUACAUGGAUACAAAUGCAUUUGUGUAAAUGGUGCAAACACACAUUACUGGACCACAGAUUUGGCCCUUUGGGCAAAGUUUUGCUCCCUACCCUUUCUGGAGACAUCCUGCUCUUGUAUGUAUUGUUUUAUAUUUGUAAGUGGAUGUGCAGCUGAAUAAUUAUUAUUUUUUUUUUAUUUUUAAAAUAUACAUAUGUAUAUGUAAAUGUCCACUGUGCACAAUAACCACCAACAUUUUAACGAUUCUGGACUUUUAUUGCUUUUAUUUAUUAUGUUGCAUUGUUCUACUUUUAUGUUUUUUUGAAGCUUUGCUCCGCAAAAGUAGCUCAAGCCAACGGCUCUUCUUAGUGUCAAUGAUUUUGCCCCAAACUCCUGAGAAACUUCCCGCAAUGGUACUACAAAAACUGUGAAAUGGUUUCAGUCUUCAGACUGGCGUUCACACCAUGGAAAACAGUCCCUCCUAAAUCUGCUCAUGAAUUAAAUGGAAAUAUUUAUGCUCUGGUUUUCAAGUCUGCAUUCUUCCUUUGCUUUGUUUAAGGGAUUUUUCCAUUUUGCAAGACUAAUUUGAACAUUUGUGCACUGGGGUCCAUGAUCCAGUUUUCGUCUGCGGAUACUUUUUCCCCGACUAACUAAAUGGAAUGGUGUUUUGCAUCCGUUCUGUAUAGAGAAGACAACUGGGAUUUACAAACUACAAGACAUUUUGGAUUUGAAAAUGCAGAGAAGUUGUUCUCAAAAACGUCAAUAACAGAACUUCUUUGAUGCAUUAACAGCUGGUUUUACAAACGUAUUCAGAACUUUUUUUAUAUGACAACUUUUGUUGUCUGUUAUGGCAUAUACAUGUGAUGUAUUGUAAAAACACUAAAAGGGUUUGACAUCUCGAGUCCAAAGGCCUUUAUAGUUGAUCAACUACAUUUUUGCAUUCUGUAGAUUUUGAUUUUUUUUUUUUUUUAUUUAAAAGAAACCGAUUUUAAUGUUAUGGCCUUACUCAGCCUUGUUUUAAUCUGCACACAAAUUUGUAAUUUUUCCACUACUCAAAUUCAGUUGAUGGGCCAUGUGUAAUUUUCAAAAUAUUAUAACUGCUAGAAAUAGGGGACAUUGAAGAAAUUUAUGAGACUUGUCAAUGGCUUGUGGUAAACAUGAGAAAGGCAAGGGAAUUCUCACCAAUAAUGCGCUCCAUAUUUGUUUACUUCAGUUUCGCACAAAAGAGCGAAAAGCAUGAUUUCAGACAAUAAUCCCCCUCCAUAUCAAUUCAAAAUACUCCAAAUAAGAUGUCUAGCUGGCAGUCCCUCAAAAAAUAAAGAUCAGCAUAUCUUCCCUUUUGAACUGUAUUAAACUUGUACAAAGUAUGUGUAUAUGAUAUGAGUUUUAUUUAUUGAAGGACCAAAGGAAUUUGAUAUUGAUAACAUGCUAGGCAAAUGAAUAAUUAAAAAUGAAAUUACCAUAUGUGUGAUAUAACAUUUUAAUAAAGUCUAAUAUAAUCCAUUUCAAUUGUGUAAUUCUUGUCCAAUCUAUAUAUGCAGAAUAUUUGUACACUUGUUUAUUCUUAGACCUUCGAGUCAAAAUUGUAAGAACUACAACGCUGACUUCUGUCGUUGUAGUUUGUGUUAGUACUGAUUUUCCCUCCCUGAAUUUGUGUUAAUCUUUAAGUUUUGAAAUUGAGACGGGCAGCUGUCAAAGUUUUGGUCCAUGGUCAACUUUGAAGAGGAAUAUGAUGCAUCGAAUAUGCUAUUAUUGUUAAUGACAAUAUUUUACAUUUCAUGUGUUUUAUUAGCAGUAGUAGAUAAACUGUAAGCAUUAUUGGCAGUUAUUUUGAGAAGGUAUCUGUGAUGUUACCGGUAUUGAUUGUAGGAUACAAAAUGUUUAAGUUGUAUUGAUUUGGAUUUUGUUUUCAGAUUAGUAGCUGUAAACAUGACUAAUACCCCCCACUAGUACGCAAACUGGUAUUGGAGAUGUCUGACAUAUCAACAGGGGGUUCAUUUUUCAGCAUUAUUCCAGUGAUUGAGAUUUUACCACAUUUUAACCCCUAUGGAUUCAUCAGAAUUUGCAAAGCAAUGUAUAGCCUACAUUUCUUAAAAUGUAUGAAUAUAGCCAUCUUUUCUCUUGCCUUACCUGCUGUCAUAAACGGUUAUCUAAAUUUUGUAAACCUGUAGAAACGAGAACAAACAAUGUAUUGUAAAUUAAUUUAUUUAAAUUUGAAGAGACAAAAACAUUUGCUGAAUUUAAACGUAAGUUUUAUGUGUAACUCAAAAUGGUGCAAAAGCCAACCUAAUAGGCUAUGAAUGACAAUGGAGCUGAAACUUUUUUUGUUCCUUUCACGCGCAAGCAGUUCUGUUCUUGUGUAUGACCAGUAACCUUAAUUUACUGUGUAAAGAUGGUUACAUUUUUUAGCUUUGUCUGUCAGAAACCCAAAUAUAGAAUGCUUGUUUACAUAUGAUAUUGCGUUAAACCUAAAAUUGCAGUGUAUCUGUAUAGUCCUGGCUCCUUUAGUUUUGUCAGUGCAUUGUACAAAAGGUUUUGCAGUUUUGUUUUCCAUAGUAACUUUUCAGUCUGUUAGUAAGAAUCAAAUGUUUUGUUUUACCAUUUUAUUUCUUGCUAGUUACAGUGCUAUUGGUGAUUUUGUGUGGCACUCAUGUUAAUUUUACUUGUAAAUGUAAAUUUUGAGGUUUUUCUUACCUUUCACGUUUUAUUUUUUAAUUGGUAACUGCUCCUUGUCUUUAGACAAUGCUAACAUUCGACACGACUUCUGGCAUGUGCACGACUUUGCUUUUAGAAGCUUCUUUAUCAUUUCCCUGGCUUCUGGUAGAAAUGUCUA